CACGGCUUCUCUCAGAUGAUGUACGACGUCGAGGAAGGCGACCGAGCAGAUAUUACCUUCGAGAAGAACGUGAAGGGAACAUCGACCUUUAGCAACCUCGACCUCCUACUUUUGGGAUACAUCACUUCAAAGAGCCACUCUGCAGAAAAGUGUGACUAUGUGGACAUUGGGAAAGUAAAAACCCUUGGAGAAGGCCCAACAACAUUCUCUAUGGUGACCCUCAAUGAUGAUAUCGCCCUGGAGUACAGCGAUCAAGUCGUUCUUAAGUUCAGUGCAGUCCACAAAAGCACGUUCAUAGAAGAAUGAAAGCUAUGGAGUAGUCCUGCGAAAUAUGUCCUACGUGAACAUUCUUGAUAAUGACGGUAACUGAGUUUCCCUAAUGCCAACAUUGCGCUAUAGAGGCACUCAUAAUGCUGGUGUUUCAUUUGCAGAUCUUGAGAUCCACUUCGAUCACAUGCGUUACGAAGUGACGGAGGGUGACGGGAAUAAAGACGUCAUAUUUUACCAUCGGACUACAGAGGAAGAUUUCACUCUAACUGUGACACCAGUCGAGGCAUCAGAAGUCAUGCAUAUGGGCGGUAGAAUGG
Messenger RNA from Geodia barretti, 587 nucleotides. NCBI's taxonomy places the organism in Eukaryota, Metazoa, Porifera, Demospongiae, Tetractinellida, Geodiidae. The record is from the annotation of a GenBank genome assembly.